Molecule: messenger RNA, 1430 nt
Organism: Zootermopsis nevadensis
Lineage: Eukaryota; Metazoa; Arthropoda; Insecta; Blattodea; Termopsidae
Source: RefSeq, a predicted model, not a curated record
UGUUCCUGUGAUCGCGACAACGGUUCCAGACUUAAUCAUCAGCGUUAUGGAAAGCAAACCUGCUCGAAUUCUGCUUCUGUCUGCAAGAAGAAACUGCCCGAAGGUGUGUCAGCAGAUGACGCUAGUCGCAAAGCCAGAGAGAAGCCACAAACAGUUCUGUUGAAGGAAGACCUUCUAUGUGCGUACGAUAAGAACGUUCGUCCAGUGAUUUACCAUGGCAACGCGACUUUCGUCUUUGUCAGCAUGUUGCUCAGGACUCUCACGUUUGAUGAGUAUAGCGGCUCCUUGAAUGUUGACUGCUGGAUGGUCUGGGAAUGGACGGACGAGAAGCUACAGUGGAAACCGUCCGAUUAUGGGGGUGUGGACGCACUGCGUCUGUACACUUCCGAGAUCUGGGUACCAGGAAUUUCGCAGCUCGGACUGACUUCGACGUGGAAUGUGAGACAUGAUAUCCACAGCGGCAUGUGUCUGGUGGAUUCCAGCGGCGUCGUGACGUGUGUCUCACGGACGGUCUACUUCUCAAUUUGUGCUCCCGACAUAGCCUACUGGCCGUACGACGCAAUGAAUUGUUCUGUUCAGAUUGGAGCAUGGAUGCAGACAGGAGAGGAGAUUGCUGUUAACACAAAUCAUGGCAUCGUGAAUAUAUAUCACUAUGAACCUAAUUCGGAGUGGAAGCUGUUGUCUGCGACUUCCAGGAGGCACUUGGAAAAUUCUGGCGAAAACUCUACUUUUCCUUGGAUUCAGUACAGUUUUGUUAUGCAGAGGCAUUCGGGAAUGUAUGAGGCCACGAUAGGAAUACCUGCUCUGGUUCUAUCUUCUCUGGUUUUACUUUCGUUCUGGUUGUCACCAUCGGAAGAAAGUAGAAUAAACAUCUUAUGCGUCAGUUUAAUUUGUCACUGCGUGUAUCUAACGUAUUUGGGCGCAAAAUUGAACAACACUGGAGAGAAGAGCCCUCUAAUAGUACAGCUAUUUCGUGACUCGUUACUACUGUCAGGGGUGUCGUUUGUGGUUGCCAUCGUUUUGCGGUAUUUGGUCUCUGCUUCAGCAACACCUCCUCGUUGGGUGUCUAGGAUCAUAAGAUGGACACUGAGCUACCGUGCUGGUCAACUUUUCCUUCUGACGAAAAUAUCACCAGCGGAUGCAGCAAUUGUGGAGGAGGAAGGAGAAGAAGAAGUUGGGCUUAUAGGGACACCAACCGCAGUUGGCGUACGUGGAUGGACUGCGUUCGGCAGAUUGCUGAAUCGUGUCUGCUUUAUAGUGACCUUAUUCGUGUAUUUGUUAAUAUUUGCAAGAUGGUUGACUUAAAUGAGGAACCAUUUUCAAUGUAAAUAUACCCCUAUUUUAUUCAUAACUUAGUAAGUAUGUUUCUAAAUAUCUUUAGCCAUGUUGAUGCUAGUCUUUAUAUUAAUAAACCGUUUCCUGUUUAUUUA